Triplophysa rosa is the source of this 1384-nucleotide messenger RNA. It is a transcript of the gene diabloa, whose product is annotated as diablo, IAP-binding mitochondrial protein a. The transcript is spliced from 6 exons. Gene Ontology annotation, biological process: neuron apoptotic process; intrinsic apoptotic signaling pathway in response to oxidative stress. Gene Ontology annotation, cellular component: mitochondrion. The record is from RefSeq and is a predicted model, not a curated record. Bases 1 to 801 code for a protein of 266 amino acids. NCBI's taxonomy places the organism in Eukaryota, Metazoa, Chordata, Actinopteri, Cypriniformes, Nemacheilidae.
AUGCAGGCUUUUAGAAACUGCAGCUUGUGCGCUGGUGGGAAUCUUCUCAAGGGACGGACCGACUUCCUGGUUGCCCGGAGAAACAUGGCGGCGCUGCGGCUGAGUGCUGCAGUUCAACUCCUUAAGGACAAAGCAAAUGUGCUCUGGAGCGGUUCCCUUCAGCAGCAGCAGCGUCUGCUGCGCCUGCCCCAGGUCUCGCGAUGCAGCGCGGUCGCUUUCAGUGUCGUCAGCGGACUCUGUGCUGUUCCCUUUACACAUCAGCAAGUGGAAAAUCUCUCACAUGAAUCGCUCAUACGCCGGGCUUCCUGUCUGGUCACAGACAGUGCCAACACGCACCUCUCUCAGACCACGUUGGCACUGGUGGAUGCGCUCACACAAUAUGCCAAAGCACUACAUACUCUCAUUGCCCUUCAGAAGCGAUACAUAGCCUCAAUAGGCAAACUCUCCCCCGCUGAAGAUGACAGCAUUUGGCAGGUGAUCAUUAGCCAGCGAGUGGAGGUUGGUGAUAGACUAGAGGAAUGUAACCGUUUUGAGUCAAACUGGAUAAAUGCAAUCAACAUCUGUGAAUUGUCAGCAGAGGCAGCGUACAAUUCAGGAGCGGAGCAUGCAUGUACAGCAACCAGGACUAACCUGCAGGUGGCACAGGUCAAAGUGGAGGAGGUUAGAGAGAUCUCAAAAGAAGCGGAGAAAAAAUUGGCAGAGACUAAAGCAGAAGAAAUCCAGAGAAUGGCUGAAUAUGCCUCCAGCAUUGACAUACACGAGCUGGAAGGCGUUCCAGAGGCCUACCUUCGCGAAGACUAGAUUGAUAUGAAAAGAGAGUCGCUCAUUGUGAAUUUAAGAUGCACCUUAUGAAAUGACAUCGAUUAUUGGUUAUGGAAUCCCUGCUUUAAAGACUGUUAAAUCAUUUAAUGAAUUGCCAUUUCUUUCAAAGCAAAGGUUUGUAAAUUGUGAGAGUCAUUACAAUGGUUUCCUUUAAUAAUGAUACACCGGUCUUAUAUAUUCUAGUGCAUUUCAUUACUCAUUUAGUGAAGAAUAAAUUGAAGGUGUUAAAAUAAUUGCUCAUGCGGCUUUUAAGAUGCAUUGAAAGAUACAUGGAGAAUGUAUGAAAAACAGCUAUAACGAUUGCAUGGAAAUCACAUUGAUUUGAUAUUUAUGUACAUGUAUAUAUUUUUUUCGUAUUUUAUGUUUGUUUAUUUUCUUUUGUGUACAUUUGUCAUUGUCAUGCUAAAAUAUAAACGAUUUUGUAUUCAAUCCUUAAAGGUAUUAAAUUGUAGUUGCAAUAAUGUUGCAAUAAGACCACAUACUUAAACAGAUGUUAUUUAUUACCCUCAUUGAUUUGAUGUCAAGGUUUUGAAAAUGUGUGAAAUGUAAUAAAUAGUUGUCU